AUGAUACCAGGCAUCAACGCACCAUUCGGCUAUGUCGCCAAACUCACCGGCGCAGGGGUCGACGACCUCAAGCUUCUAUUCUCCUUCAUCAUCUCCUACCCCUUAGCUGCAGUUUUGAAAAGAAUACCAGACUCAAGGCCUAAUUUGAAGAACAUCUACAUUGUAUCCAUUGGGCUCUUUUUUCUAAUUGGCUUGUUCGACCUCUAUGCUGGAAUUCGUACCAUUCUCAUCAGCGCAGGCGGGACCUAUGUCGUUUCAUACUAUAUCGAUGGCACCCUCAUGCCAUGGAUCGUCUUUGUUUUCCUCAUGGGCCAUAUGUCCAGCAAUCACAUCAUUCGCCAGCGAUUGGACGAUCCCUCUCAAGUCGACAUCACUGGCAUGCAGAUGGUUAUGAUCAUGAAGCUGAGCGCCUUUGCUUGGAAUGUUCACGAUGGCAGGAUCAAACGGGAUCUUCUUACCGAUGGGCAGAAAGAAAAGGCCAUUUACAAAAUGCCCGGUUUCUUGGACUACUCGGCAUAUGUCUUGUUCUUCCCUGCUCUGUUCACUGGGCCGGCCUUCGACUUCAAUGACUACAAGCGCUAUAUUGAGACUACCAUGUUUGAGGUCAAGAAAGGAGAUCCUGCUCCUCCGACCAGAGGACAAGGACGCAUACCACGAUCCGGCACGCCUGCCACUUUGAAACUGGUCGAGGGCCUUGUAUGGAUUCUUCUUUUCCUUCAACUCGGUGCUUACUACUACCCUGGCUUCGUAUUGACCGAUCAGUACUGGACGUAUUCUUUUCCUCGAAGAGUCUGGUAUCUGUAUGCUCUGGGCUUCACUAGCCGACUCAAAUAUUAUGGUGUGUGGACCUUGACCGAGGGUGGAUGCAUCAUGAGCGGCCUUGGCUACAACGGAAUCGAUCCUGUGACUAAAAAAGCAAGAUGGGAUCGUCUGAACAACGUCUAUCCGUGGGGUAUCGAGUCUGCUCAAAAUGCAAGAGGAUAUAUGGAAGGAUGGAACAAGAACACAAACAAUUGGUUGAGGAACUAUGUCUACCUACGUGUCACUCCUAGAGGCAAGAAGCCAGGGUUCCGCGCUACCUUGAUUACGUUCACAACUUCUGCUUUCUGGCAUGGUUUCUAUCCUGGUUAUUACCUGACCUUUGUCCUUGGCGCUUUUGUUCAAACAGUGGCCAAGAACUUCCGCAGGCACAUUCGUCCUUUCUUCCUGAAACCUGAUGGAAAGCAGGCCACGAAGUACAAGAUUUAUUAUGAUGCAGCAUGCUGGCUCAUAACACAAACAGCUUUCUGCUUUGUCACUGCACCAUUUGUGAUUCUGGGCUUCAGCGAUAGCAUCAAGGCAUGGGCUAGGGUAUACUUCUAUUGUAUUGUUGGUGUCGCAGCCUCAAUGGCUUUCUUCGCCAGUCCUGCCAAAGUCUGGCUUGUCAAACGUUUGGACAAACGUAAUCACCCCCACGUCCUCAACCGAACCAUGAGCGACAGCCGAAUGCCACACUUGGGCAUGCCAGACACAGAGGAGAUUGAUAGGGCAGUUGAUGAGAUAAAGGCUGAGGUUGAGGAACGCCGAAGAAGAGGUAGUAAGGUCGAAUUUCCAUCAGGCGAAAAAUUACGCCAUGCAAUUUCGCAGCGAGUCUAUCUCAAUAGGAAUGAGAAAGGGGAAAUCGUUGCCAUUGGGGAUAACAAAAUGGAUCUCGACCACGUUUCGGAGACGAUAAACGAAACAGUAAUGGGCAGUAGCGGUAAGAAAGAACGAGGUCACUGA
Messenger RNA from Lithohypha guttulata, 1761 nucleotides. RefSeq names its product Lysophospholipid acyltransferase (gene ale1). Gene Ontology annotation, molecular function: 1-acylglycerophosphocholine O-acyltransferase activity; 1-acylglycerol-3-phosphate O-acyltransferase activity. Gene Ontology annotation, cellular component: endoplasmic reticulum; membrane. The record is from RefSeq and is a predicted model, not a curated record. The transcript has 2 exons. The coding region runs from base 1 to 1761 and encodes 586 amino acids. Lineage: Eukaryota; Fungi; Ascomycota; Eurotiomycetes; Chaetothyriales; Trichomeriaceae. Gene Ontology annotation, biological process: glycerophospholipid biosynthetic process; lipid modification.